AUGCCAGAAUUUUUUUUCCCAGAACCAAUUGUUUAUUCAUCUUCAUUACCAGCAACCAGAAGAAGGACUAUCCCCCUUACAUUAAUUGUCUCUAUGAUGAGGAGUGGGUCUACCUUUACGGAUGAUGUGUUCCGAUCGCAUCCCAGUUCUCUUUAUUUGUUUGAACCAGUGCAGUAUCUAUCACAGAGUGUUGGAAAGACUGAAAUCGUUUAUGUGAAUGGCACUGCAAAGUCCUAUAAUGAAAACCAGCUGCAUGAGAUCCAUGCUGAAAUGAUCAUCAAUCUUCUCCUGUGCCGUUUUCAAGAUGUUCCUUUCCAUGUCUUUAAAAGUAGCCAUUUCCUUUACCAUAACCAUCUCAACCACCAUUACAGCUGCUCUCAACGUAUAAAAGAUAGUGUUACUGGCAUGAGGCAACGAUGUAUCCCAGAUCUCAUGAUCAAAAAGUGUAAAGGAACAAAUUCAUUCACUAUAAAGUUGAUAACAGUUAGAAUGGAAGCCAUUUCAAGGGUAAUGAAACUUCUUCCAGAAGUUUAUGUUAUUCAUUUGGUAAGAGGUCAUAGACCAGUCUUGCUUUCACAAAUAAACGUCGGGCAAAUUGAUUAAACAAAGAUUGAAAAUGAAAGUAGCUCACAUUGCACGAUUCUUCAGAAUGAUCUAGCAGAGAUCGAGGAAGACAUAUAUCGAAACAAUUUUCACCGACAGAGGUAUGAGGAUCUUGCUCAUGAUCCACUUGGACAGUUUCAGGGUUUGUUUGAAUUAUCUGGAUUGAAAUUUAUUCAAGCAGUACAGAACAGGGUUAGAAGUAUAGCAAUGAAGACAGGAAUGUUAAACAAAUGCCAGUAUUGUUCAGAAAAAGGUGAUGCAAUGGCGACUUCUCUACAAUGGAGGGUUUCAUCAAACUAUUCCAUUGUUCAUGCAAUCCAAGAGCAGUGUUUAAAUAUUAUUGAUAAGCUGGGAUACGUCUCGGUAAAUUCCACAAAGGAUCUAAAGGAUACGAAGAUUUCACAAACAAAAUGGUAG
This is a messenger RNA of Saccostrea echinata, 1020 nucleotides long. Its product is annotated as carbohydrate sulfotransferase 5-like. Gene Ontology annotation, molecular function: N-acetylglucosamine 6-O-sulfotransferase activity. The record is from RefSeq and is a predicted model, not a curated record. Lineage: Eukaryota; Metazoa; Mollusca; Bivalvia; Ostreida; Ostreidae. Gene Ontology annotation, biological process: sulfur compound metabolic process; N-acetylglucosamine metabolic process.